AUGGGACCGUCUCUUUCUAAAGCAUACAGUAUCUCUUUCAGUUCUCCCACAGACAAAAUAGAUGAGAAUGUACAGGAUUUUACAUCAGAUUUCUCUGAAAUAGUGGAAGUUAUGGAAGACUAUCUGAAACCAGUGCUGUCACAGUUUGAUUUUCUUGAUAUGAGAGAACAGACUGCAUCAGUUUCAACUGAAUCAGGAAAAAUGAAAGUGAAAGAUAAGGAUACCAAACGCACUGAAAUACAAGAGAUUGAAAUGAAAAACAAUGUUGAGAUGCCUAAAGAACCAAAACCAAAAGCUGAUCAGAAAAAGAAUGUCAAAGCGGCUGAAUGGGAGCAGCUGCUGACCAACUGCAGUGCGUUUGUAUUCUAUGGGAUGGAGCGCUUCCUGUCUCAUAUGUUGCUCAACAGGCUGGUUGCUAUGAACAUCCCAAAAUGCCAUUUGAUGAUACUUUUAGAUCUGAUGCAAUCAAAGCAAAGUUAUCAGCGAGUGAUGAACUCUGAUAUCCACAAAAGCUGUGCACGUAUUGCUUUGGAGAGACCAACAGAGACAGCAAUACUUCUAAGCCUUAUUGGUGUUCGUGCUAUAAUAGCCAACCAGUGGUACACGACUCUGCAAGAGAAUGCAGAAAGACUAGAAAUUUUAUCUGAGAAUUUGUUGAGAAUUGGGAAGACAACUGGGCAGACAGUCAAUAUCCUUCAAAAGAGGAAGAUCCACAGUAACUCAGUUAAAAGUAAGAAGUGA
Tinamus guttatus (white-throated tinamou) is the source of this 741-nucleotide messenger RNA. The record is from RefSeq and is a predicted model, not a curated record. NCBI's taxonomy places the organism in Eukaryota, Metazoa, Chordata, Aves, Tinamiformes, Tinamidae.